This is a messenger RNA of Alligator mississippiensis (American alligator), 998 nucleotides long. RefSeq names its product TNF receptor superfamily member 13B (gene TNFRSF13B). Bases 201 to 767 code for a protein of 188 amino acids. Lineage: Eukaryota; Metazoa; Chordata; Crocodylia; Alligatoridae. The transcript has 3 exons. The record is from RefSeq and is a predicted model, not a curated record. Gene Ontology annotation, cellular component: plasma membrane.
UUAUCUUCACCUGGCGCCAGGGCUGGGCCUCAGGUGGGAGGAACCAGCAGACACCAGGGUAACGUUUCAGGAGUUGGCAGCGCUCGUGCUGCUCGGAGCAUGCUGCCUCCGACCAGCAGAGCUGGGCUCCAGCGUCGCAGGAGCUCCUCUUGCGACGGGCUCAGCAGAGCGUGUUUGUCUCCCUCCCGCCCGCAGCCUCCAUGGAAUGCAGCGAGCGCGCCGGCUCCUACUACGACGCCCUCCUGAGAAAAUGCAUCAGCUGCUUUGACAUCUGCGGGCGGCACCCCAUCCAGUGCAUCUCCUUCUGCGAGAGCGAUAAGCUGGUAACUACCUCAUCCACUGUGGUUGCUGUGGAGCGGAGGCCAUGCAGUGACCAGGACCAGUGGCUUGUGCUCUACCUGCUGCUGGGCCUCUGCCUCUGCAUCCUCAUCUGCUCUUUGCUGCUGGGCUGGACCCACUUCAGGAGGAAGGGGGAAGUGGUCUCCUGCCAACCAGGCCCCAGGCCAUGCCACAAGAGAGAGGAUUCAUCCAAAGAUCGUUUAGUGGAAGCGGGAAGCGCUGGAGAUGGAUUUGCUGGAAGCAGGAUACCAGAGCCAGUGGAGACCUGUGGCUUCUGCUUUCCUGAGCAAGGGGCUGCCACACAGGAGACCAGCCCAUGUCACAGUAGCUUCUACCAUCUAGGAGCAAGGGCUGCUGUCCCUGCCCCUGAGGACGGCCACUUCAAAAUUAUAUGCUCUCCAUCGCAAGAGAAGACGCUCACAGCAUGAACUCACAGUCGGGCUUCUGUGUGGUUGCCAACAGCCUAACUGCUGGGAAGAAAGCUACUUGCCCUUAAUUUCUGCCCUGUUUCCAAUAAGCACCACUAUACCUUGCCUGCCCAUCAGUCACACUCCCUUUCGUACUAUGGAGUGGGACGGGCAGCCCAUCACUGCUAUUCUCCACAAUGGAAAUAAAAGUCUCAUGAUUAUACUCAGGAAACCUCUUGCUUCCUUUCCCAU